Messenger RNA from Leptomonas pyrrhocoris, 579 nucleotides. RefSeq lists its product as hypothetical. The record is from RefSeq and is a predicted model, not a curated record. The coding region runs from base 127 to 579 and encodes 150 amino acids. NCBI's taxonomy places the organism in Eukaryota, Euglenozoa, Kinetoplastea, Trypanosomatida, Trypanosomatidae. The transcript has a single exon.
GCUCUUCUCAAAAGGGCGUACAUUUUUGUCCCUCUGACUCGGUGUGCCCCAACGAGUGGCUCUCGCGUGGCCUCAUCCACGCCCUUUGAUUAUUGGAAGGAGUCACACGCCUCCACUGUUGUUCUCAUGCAUUUCCUUACCUGUGAUAAGGACUGCACGCUGGUGGAGUUCGCACGCGUGCACAACGUCCAUCACCGCGACCUUUGGCUUCCCUUGGAGGCGGCUCUGCCCCGUCGUGCCGGUCCGCACACCCUCGUCACGGUCGGCGCCAAUACCGCCAUGGCGCUGUGGGACGGCUCCACCAACUCCCUUUCCUUCGAUAAGCGCAGCAUCUGCGUGAAACUGCAGGUGGCCGACGCCCUGUCGUGCGAGCACACCUCGGUGCACAUCGACCCCUCCGCCACACCCCGUGGCUGCACCGUCUUCGUGCGGUGGGAUCGCAAGGGCGUGAAGCUGCUCCACCCCCCGACACAGGUGCUGCACUGCAGCGCGGAAAAGGAACAGCUGCGGUCGUCGUCGCGUAGCACCGUCGCCGGUGCGAAGCACAGCCGAGCGAACGACGACGGGAGGGCAGCGUAG